AUGUAUAGAAAUCGAUUGGAGCGCCCAUUUUCGAGACGGUGCUUUCUAUUGGCCAUCUGUAUCAAAGGUAACUCGACAACAGUGAAUAUAUCCAUUGUACAAAGCUAUUCGUGGGCACGCAACUAUGAAUACUGUGAUAGUUCGACCGUGGCUAAUCAAAACUUAAUUGGCUCUAAUACUACAAAGCUACAAUGCACAUCUGGAUGUACCAAUAGUGUUACAGUUAGUUGGUCGAUAACAUCGUUUAUUAAUCUACUGGUUACUGAUGCUGAUAAUGAUUAUAUUCAAUAUCGUCAGACUCGUUUGGCUGAUGGUAUGUGCCAAGCUAUCACUGGCUCUCAACUACUGCCUAAUUGUUCAUUAAUUUUCACACCAACAACCAGUGGUCCAUACGUCGAUCAAUCAUGUGUUGGCAUGAAAGUCGGUGUGCCAUUUGCAAUUACGAUAACUGCUCAAAUCGGUUGUGCAAGAACAGACAUCACUGAUUUCAAUACUGUUUCACCAAUUGAAAUGCUGAAAUCAUCAAGUAUUGUCUCUGUGAGUUCGACAACUUAUUCCAACAUAUAUUAUUCAAUCAAGUCAACUUUAGUAUCAGGCGUCAAUGCUUAUCAAGCUGAUUAUGUAAAAUACUUUUUUCUUGUUACUGGAAUUAUCACUGUUGGUAGAAACAAAUUUCCUGUUUCAAAUCGCAAAACAAACUUUCUUAUUCGUGACUUACGUGAUGAAAUUGCAAAACUUCAUUCACAGCAAUUCGGUAAAGAAAACCAAAGUUUUACUAUCUUUCGGGGACAAGGUCAUGCGAAAUAUUCUGCAGCAAGAGUUGAUACUGUUGGAAUUCUAUUCAACAUGACUACAAACACAUCAACAUCGUCCACAACUUCUGCAGGAAUCUAUCAAAUUAGUUAUUUUAACGUCGAACAAGAAGUUCUUUUUUCCAUGCAUACAAAAUUUCGCAUUGCCGACAUAAAUAAACUAUCUGACAAAAAACGAGUUUAUGAAGUGCAAUUAGCAUUGACUAGUAGUGAUACUGAUCAACAGUUAAACACUUUAACGAACAAGAUUCGAGAAGAAACCUCGCCGAAGGCGAAAGAUUGGUACUGA
Molecule: messenger RNA, 1101 nt
Organism: Adineta ricciae
Lineage: Eukaryota; Metazoa; Rotifera; Eurotatoria; Adinetida; Adinetidae
Source: the annotation of a GenBank genome assembly